Messenger RNA from Canariomyces notabilis, 4200 nucleotides. RefSeq lists its product as uncharacterized. Gene Ontology annotation, molecular function: DNA binding; DNA-directed DNA polymerase activity; 3'-5' exonuclease activity. Gene Ontology annotation, cellular component: gamma DNA polymerase complex; mitochondrion. NCBI's taxonomy places the organism in Eukaryota, Fungi, Ascomycota, Sordariomycetes, Sordariales, Chaetomiaceae. The coding region runs from base 151 to 3798 and encodes 1215 amino acids. Gene Ontology annotation, biological process: mitochondrial DNA replication. The record is from RefSeq and is a predicted model, not a curated record. The transcript has a single exon.
CUCGAGCGCCCCGACAAAAAAUCUCAGCUUUCUCCAUCGCAUCCAUUCGAUCCAUCCAACUAACGAUACCGAACAUUGGGCCCUUCGCCCACGCCGAAAAGGUAGCUUACCAUGACUUGAACGGGGCCAUCAUCGCCUUUGCCGUGCAGAAUGCUGCUUUCAAUACGUGGGACGGCAAGAGGAGAUGCGCCCGUCGCCAGCUUCGUCCGUCUUGCGCGCCACCGCGCUGUCGGCCGCCGUUCGAGAUAUCUGACGUCGUUGCUGUCCCGCCGAUCAGAGUCCACAGUCACCAGUCCGGAUCUCUCGGUCUCCUCAACCGCGCGUUUCAACGAGAUUGGCGUCCAGCAGCUCAGCGCGCGAAUCUACGAGCAGCUCUUUCCCCGCGGCAACACCUCCCCGCCCUCCCCCGAGCUUAUUGAGCUUGCGCGCGAUCAUCUUCGCCGUCACGAUCUGCUCGGCAAGAACACCGACAACACGCCGCCUAUUGCCUUCGACUUACCGCCACUGGCAGGCGAAACUCUCGAUGAACACUUUCACAAACUAGGCAUCGACGCCGCCGAGCCGUUCCUCACUCAUGCGAAGCAGCUGGCGCGCUCGACCCUGCCGCCGAAGCCUCGAACAUGGGUGCGCCGGAGCGGCUGGACAAAGUACUAUCCCGAUGGCCGCACCGAGGAGGUCGACGCGCCCGAGGGCAACAUGCUCGUCUUUGAUACCGAAGUCAUGUGGAAGGACAGUCCCUUUGCCGUCAUGGCCUGCGCUGCCACCCCAGAGGCCUGGUAUGCAUGGCUUUCGCCGUGGCUGCUGGGCGAGACGGAGAAUGACCGCCAGCUCGUACCGCUUGGAGACCCCACCAAGGAGAGGGUGAUUGUUGGCCACAACGUCGGCUUCGACCGGGCUAGGAUAUUGGAGGAGUACCACUUACAACAAACAAGGAAUUCUUUCCUCGACACAAUGUCGCUCCACGUCGCCGUCAACGGCAUGUGCUCGCAGCAGCGGCCCACCUGGAUGAAGCACAAGAAGAACAGGGAGUUGAGGGACAAGAUCUCCAAGGAGACGAGCAACGUCGAACUGGUCGAGUUGCUGAACAGCGGCGCUUUCACAGCCGAGGAGGAGGAGCUAUGGGUGGAGAGGAGCUCCAUCAACUCUCUUCGGGAUGUCGCCAAGUUCCAUCUCAAUGUCACCAUCGAUAAGGAGAUUCGGGAUUCCUUUGGCGAGCUGAACCGGGAUGGGGUGAACGGGAAACUGGAUGAACUGCUGACCUACUGCGCAGCCGACGUCGCCAUAACGCACCGCGUCUACCAGAUUGUGUUCCCCAACUUCCUCCGCGUCUGCCCUCACCCCGUCAGCUUCGCUGCGCUUCGUCAUCUCGCGUCUGUGAUUCUGCCCGUCAAUCAGUCUUGGGACUCAUACCUCGCAAACGCAGAAGCUACAUACCACAAGCUCUCCGAUGCCGUACAGGAGCGCUUGGUCUUGCUCACCGAGAAGGCGCUUGAGAUCAAGGACGAUUCCGCAAAAUGGAGCACCGACCCCUGGAUGAAGCAGCUGGACUGGUCAGGCCAGGAAAUCAAGAUGGUCAAGGGGAAGAAGAAGGGCGACCCGCCCCGUCCCGCAGCGAGACAGAAGAAGCCCGGCAUGCCCAAGUGGUACAAGGACUUGUUCCCCAAAACAGACUCUCCUAUAAACAUCUCGGUCCGUACCAGGAUAGCCCCGCUGCUCCUCCGCCUGGCUUGGGAUGGCUACCCAUUGUUUUGGUCGGAGAAGUACGGCUGGACGUUCAGGGUUCCACGGGACGGCGUGAAGAAGUAUACGGAAAAGCAGAUGGUGCCGUGCGAUUUUAGCGAUGAGCCCAUUUUGGCACUGAAAGAAGACAGAGACCACGUCUACUUCAAGCUGCCCCACAAGGACGGCCCCACGGCUCGGUGUGUUAACCCGAUGGCCAAGGGGUACCUCUCAUAUUUCGAGAAGGGUACUCUUUCGUCCGAGUAUCCCUAUGCGAAGGAAGCGCUCGAAAUGAACGCCUCGUGCUCUUACUGGAUCAGCGCGCGUGACAGGAUCAUGUCUCAACUUGUGGUUUAUGAGACUGACCUGCCGUCGGGCGACGUCUCGGACAAGACCGUCUCGCAGCCGAACGAGGAGGGAAAGUUUGGCGAGAAUCCGGUCGGUGGCUUUAUCUUGCCUCAGGUCAUCCCUAUGGGCACAAUCACCCGGCGCGCCGUCGAGAACACCUGGCUCACGGCAUCCAACGCCAAGAAGAACCGUGUCGGUUCGGAGCUGAAAGCCAUGGUCCGCGCUCCGCCUGGCCACGUCUUCGUGGGCGCCGAUGUCGAUUCGGAGGAGUUAUGGAUCGCUUCCGUGGUAGGCGAUGCCACCUUCAAAAUCCACGGCGGCAAUGCCAUCGGCUUCAUGACGCUCGAGGGAACCAAGGCCGCCGGGACCGAUCUCCACAGCCGGACGGCGUCCAUUCUGGGCAUCACCCGGAACGACGCAAAAGUGUUCAACUACGGCCGCAUUUACGGGGCGGGUCUCAAAUUCGCUGCCCAACUCCUCCGGCAGUUUAACCCCAGCCUGAGCGAGAAGGAGACAUUAACAAUCGCCAGCAAGCUCUACGCCACCACCAAGGGAACAAAGACCAACCGCAAGUCCUUGUACAAACGCCCCUUUUGGCGCGGUGGCACCGAGUCCUUUGUCUUUAACAAGCUUGAAGAGUUUGCCGAACAGGAACGACCUCGCACCCCUGUCCUCGGGGCAGGUAUCACCGAAGCCCUCAUGGGCCGCUUCGUGAGCAAAGGCGGCUACCUCACGUCGCGCAUCAACUGGGCCAUCCAGUCGAGCGGCGUCGACUACCUGCACCUGCUCAUCGUAGCCAUGGACUAUCUAACCCGCCGCUUCAACCUCGCGGCCCGCCUUGCCAUCACAGUGCACGACGAGAUCCGGUACCUCGUUAAGGAGCACGACAAGUACCGUGCCGCCAUGGCGCUGCAAGUCGCCAACCUCUGGACGCGCGCCAUGUUUGCCCAGCAGGUGGGCAUCCACGACCUGCCGCAGAGCUGCGCCUUCUUCUCGGCCGUAGAUAUCGACUCGGUCCUGCGGAAAGAAGUAGACAUGGACUGCGUCACCCCGAGCAACCCCAUCCCUAUCCCUCCCGGAGAAAGCAUCGACAUCACCACUCUCCUCCAAAAGGGGCCCCUCGCCCGCUUGGACGAGUCGGUCGUUCCCGACCCGCGCCACGCGCCCAAGCUGUCAGACAUCCCCUACACCCCACGCAAACCGGUCAUGCAGGAAUUGCGCGAAGCUGAGGCCGCCGAGGCUGGCAGCGAACCCACCGCGGAAAUGAGAUUUAUCCGCGCGCAAAUUGUGAACGAUGAGAAGGAAUUCAGAGAGAUCCUCAAGGAGACGCGCAAGCCUGCUAUUCCCACUACUGCUGCGGCUGCCACUUCAACCAAGAAACCCACCACUACCACUACCACUACCACUAUCACUACCACUACCACUACCACGAUCGGAGGCAUCACCACCGCCGCCACAGCGAAGAGGACCUCUGAUAAGAAGAAACCGGUCUUUCAGCCCUACUACACCUCCCCGCGCGGCCUCAUCCCCGCCCAGGCGGCGCGCGAGCCAAUGUCGGUCGCUGAAGCUAUGGGCGCCGUGCCCGGCCGCUUCCGGAACGGGAGCGGCAGGUACUGGGACUGGAAGCUGCGCGGUGGAAGUGGGACAGGGGCUGGCGCAGGGGCUGGAGCCGGGGCGGCUGCUGGUGGUGGGGGAGUGGGAGUGGCUGGGCACCGGGGGAAGUGGACAUAGGCUUUGAUUUGCUUUGAGGUUGGCCUGUUGUGUAUAGAUAUUAUAUACGUGUGUAUGAGUGAUCUUGGAAUGUAUUAUUGGUAGAUGAAUUCGGUAUUGUCCGUUAGGGAGGAGAGCUGGAGGAUAGAGGGGUGGGGUAGUCAGUCAAUCUAGUCUACGUACGACUACGACCUGGUGCAUUGAUGGCGUGGGUUAGGUUGGGUUGGGUUGGGUUUUUGUUGGUGUUGGGGUGGUUUGGUUUGGUUUGGUUUAGCUUGGUUUGGGGAUUGAGAGACGGGGACCAUGGGACGAAGGUUAAAAGCAUUACUGCUACGCCUCCCUUCACUUGUACAUGCAUACAGUAUCGGUACUAUCUCUACUGCUAUAAUCCUGCUGCUGGCAACCCAACAUAUACGUUAUAUU